Molecule: messenger RNA, 3230 nt
Organism: Vavraia culicis subsp. floridensis
Lineage: Eukaryota; Fungi; Microsporidia; Pleistophoridae
Product: valine-tRNA ligase
Exons: 1
Coding region: 94-3210 (1038 amino acids)
Biological process (GO): valyl-tRNA aminoacylation
Cellular component (GO): cytosol
Molecular function (GO): aminoacyl-tRNA deacylase activity; valine-tRNA ligase activity; ATP binding
Source: RefSeq, a predicted model, not a curated record
CGAUGAGCUACGCCAUAUUUACAUGCCACCAACCAUGAUUUAUCGGUUUUUAUUGAACUGCUAGUGACGGUACCGCAUUGAUUUAAGCGAUAAAUGUUACUUUUGGUGAAAGAAAAUUUUUGUUUUCUUAAGACCCAUAGAAUGAACGAUAGGAAGCAGCAAAAAGAUCUGAAGAAACAGAAAAAACUGGAAAAGUUCAUCAAAAAGCAAUCAAAAGCACAGAAAAUUGAAAGCAAGAAGAACCUGAAAUUGCAGAUAUCGCAGCAAGAAUCUAUAGCACGAACUCCUGAAGGUGAGUUGAAGGACGUGCACCAGAUUAUGAAAACAUAUGAUCCCGUGCAGGUUGAGGAGGGAUGGUAUUCGUGGUGGGAGAAGAAAGGUUUCUUCAAACCAGAGAUUCUGAAGAAAUACCGGAAUGAUGUGCGUGAACCGUAUGUAAUGGCGCUUCCUCCCCCUAAUGUUACGGGCAAGUUACACAUAGGACACGCCAUGAUGGUGGCCAUUGAGGAUGCAGUAGCGCGUUACAAGAGAAUGCAGGGAUUCGAGGUCCUUUUUGUGCCUGGAUGCGAUCACGCCGGCAUAGCAACGCAGACAGUGGUAGAGAAAAAGUUAUACAAGGAAAGGAAGCUCACCAGGUACGACUUAGGCAGAGAAAAAUUCGUUGGCAUGGUGUGGAAAUGGAAGGAAAAGUACGGAAAUACGAUUAUUGAUCAAAUAAAACGGAUGGGAACAUCGGUGGAUAUGAGCCGCUAUGUCUUCACAUUGGAUAAGAAGGUGAGUGAUGGCGUAAUCGAGGCAUUUGUACAGCUGUACGAGAAAAAACUGAUCUAUAGAGAGUCUAAGCUAAUAAACUGGUGUUCAAAGUUAUCCACUGCGCUGAGCGAUCUUGAAGUUGAUCACAAGUCGGUAAAACCGUUUACAAAGCUGCAGGCAGAUGGCAAGAAGUAUGUGUUUGGUGUGUUAUAUGCGAUAAAGUAUCCUCUGGCAGACAAAGGAUCGAGCGAAGUCAAUGACUACAUUGAGAUUGCGACCACGCGUCCUGAAACAAUUAUUGGUGACACUGCGCUGUGUGUCAAUCCUAUGGACAAGCGAGCGCAAUAUUUGAAGGGAAAGGUAGCAAUCAAUCCGAUAACAGAAGAGGUGAUUCCCAUAAUAUUUGACGAGUACGCAGAUAUGGAAUUCGGAUCAGGUGCCCUUAAGAUUACACCAGCCCACGAUUUUAACGAUUAUGACUUGGCAAAAAAGCACAAUUUAGCAAUCAAAAAUGUGUUUAACGAGAGUAAUGAGGUGUGCGUAGAGGGAAAUUUUUACAAAAUGAAGCGGUUUUACGCCCGGAUCAAGGUGUUAGAGCUUUUGAAGGACGCUGGCUUGUUUGUUUCAGAAACAGGCUACGAGCAAACUUUGCCGAUAUGUUCACGCUCUGGUGAUAUUCUAGAGCCGCUCCUGAAGAAACAGUGGUGGCUGAACUGCAAGGAAAUGGCCAAGAAGGCCAUCGAGGCGGUAGAAAGCAACGAGCUAAGGAUAGUUCCUGACAUAGCGGUAAAAAAUUGGAACUACUGGCUUUCAAACAUAAGGGAUUGGUGUUUAUCUCGGCAGUUGUGGUGGGGGCAUCAGAUACCGGCAUAUCAAGUGUUCAAGGGCAGCAAGAGCGUGGGCUGGAUCGUGGCACGAACCAAGGAUGAGGCAAAGAAAAAGGCUGAGGCGACCUACGGUUUAAAUACAGAAGAGUACGUGCUCAGGCAGGAUGAAGAUGUCCUCGACACGUGGUUCUCAUCUGGUUUGUGGCCCUUUGUUAUUUUGGGAUGGCCAGCAGCGACAGAUGAUUUCAGUCGUUUUUUUCCCAAUUCUAUUUUAGAGACAGGAUCCGACAUUUUGUUCUUCUGGGUCGCGCGUAUGGUCAUGCUCAGUGUUGAAUUGACGGGCAAAGUGCCAUUUAACACAAUUUUACUGCAUGGUAUCGUGCGGGAUGCCAAUGGAAGGAAAAUGAGCAAAAGUCUGGGCAAUGUAAUCGAUCCGCUCUACGUGAUAGAGGGAAUUGAGCUUGAUGAGCUGGCAAAGAGCGUCACAUCAACGAACCUGGAACCAAGAGAGGUUAAAACUGCCUUGGAAGGACAGAAAAAAGAUUUUCCGAUGGGAAUACCACGUUGCGGAUCAGAUGCCUUGCGAUUCACGUUGUGUUCUUACACUUCUGGGAUGAAGGACGUCAAUUUGAACAUUUUGCGAGCAGACGGGUACCGCAAAUUCUGUAACAAACUGUGGAACGCUUUUAAAUUUGUACUAAGAGCGGUUGAAAGCACCAAAAUCAGUUCUGAUGACAUCGCUAAGUUCGAAAAAAGCCUUUUGGUAGUUCAGGCGGGCAUGAAAUAUGUUGAUACAAAUCAUGAGUACACAAAGGACAACAGCGCAGUUGAAAAGCUGGAGGACAGGGAGCUAUUUAUCGAGAUUGCUAGCAAGAUGGCUGAUGAAAGUGUGAGUGAGAGGAAUGCCAGUGGUAAACUCUUCGUUAAAACACUUAACGAGGUUGAAACUGAUCCUGGACACGGUAUAGGAGCGUUGAGCAUUUCAGAAACGAAAAGCGAUUUCUUCUCCGCUCCACAUGUGAUCGAGUGGCUCUAUGGAAAGCGGGAAGCCAUGAUCGAGGAAUUCAUCAGCAGCAUGGAGGCGUUCAAUUUUAUGAGCGCUACUCAGUGCGUUCAUCAGUUCGCGCUCUACAUGUAUUGCGAUGUCUUCAUCGAGGUUGUAAAGCAGUGUACACAAACUGAGUACGUUGCAGCUCUUGUACUCGUGUUCAGAGAUAUAAUCCUGUUGUUGCAUCCUUUUAUGCCUUUUAUAACGGAAGAGCUGUUCCAAAGACUAAGGAUCCUCAACAUUUUGGAUCUUCUUGAAUCGGUCACCGUUGAACGACUGCCCAAGUGUUUAAAUCGUGGUUUUACCGACCAUUUUUCGCAGAUCAUAAACAUAUGCAAGUCUGUGCGAUCAAUUAUGGACUCCAAUAACCUGAAGAGUGCAGACGUGCAGUUUAACGAUAAGAACGCGCUACGCUUCAAAAAGGAGAUGAAAGCAUUGUGUAGGAAUGUCAGGACUUUCGAAUAUGUUGAGAAGGUGCAAGGGCGGUACAUUGAUCAAGUAGGACAGAUCAAGUUUUCUAUUUUGCCUGAAGAUCGAUCUGUUGUCUCCGAUACGGGAAGCAGUUCUGAGGCAGGCUACUAAAAUAAACGCGGUUUCUGGUC